UUGAUCUACAAGCUUGGUGGUAUUGACAAGCGUGUGAUUGAGAGGUUCGAAAAGGAGGCUGCUGAGAUGAACAAAAGGUCAUUCAAGUAUGCCUGGGUGCUUGACAAGCUCAAGGCUGAGCGCGAACGUGGUAUUACCAUUGAUAUUGCCUUGUGGAAGUUUGAGACCACCAAGUACUACUGCACUGUCAUUGAUGCCCCUGGACACCGUGACUUUAUCAAGAACAUGAUUACUGGUACCUCACAGGCUGACUGUGCUGUUCUCAUUAUCGACUCAACCACUGGUGGUUUUGAAGCUGGUAUCUCUAAGGAUGGCCAGACCCGUGAGCAUGCUUUGCUUGCGUUUACCCUUGGUGUCAAGCAGAUGAUUUGCUGCUGCAACAAGAUGGAUGCCACAACCCCCAAGUAUUCCAAGGCAAGGUAUGAUGAAAUUGUGAAGGAAGUCUCUUCAUAUCGGUACAACCCUGAGAAGAUCCCAUUUGUCCCAAUCUCUGGUUUUGAGGGUGAUAACAUGAUUGAGAGGUCUACUAACCUUGACUGGUACAAGGGUCCCACUUUGCUCGAUGCUCUUGACCAGAUCAAUGAGCCCAAGAGGCCUUCUGACAAGCCACACAGGCUCCCACUUCAGGACGUCUACAAGAUUGGUCGUAUUGGAACUGUCCCUGUUGGUCGUGUUGAGACCGGUGUCCUUAAACCCGGUAUGGUUGUGACCUUUGGUCCCACUGGUCUGACCACUGAAGUUAAAUCUGUUGAGAAGAUGAAAAUUCAAUGA
Molecule: messenger RNA, 771 nt
Organism: Hibiscus syriacus
Lineage: Eukaryota; Viridiplantae; Streptophyta; Magnoliopsida; Malvales; Malvaceae
Product: elongation factor 1-alpha-like
Exons: 1
Biological process (GO): translational elongation; translation
Molecular function (GO): GTP binding; GTPase activity; translation elongation factor activity
Source: RefSeq, a predicted model, not a curated record